This is a messenger RNA of Cottoperca gobio, 4493 nucleotides long. It is a transcript of the gene diras1a, whose product is annotated as DIRAS family, GTP-binding RAS-like 1a. Lineage: Eukaryota; Metazoa; Chordata; Actinopteri; Perciformes; Bovichtidae. Gene Ontology annotation, cellular component: membrane. Bases 231 to 830 code for a protein of 199 amino acids. Gene Ontology annotation, biological process: signal transduction. The record is from RefSeq and is a predicted model, not a curated record. The transcript is spliced from 4 exons. Gene Ontology annotation, molecular function: GTP binding; GTPase activity.
UGGAGGGAGGAGGAGGAAGAGGAGGGCUGAUGUGUGCUGAUCAGCAGCAGGUCUGAUGAUGAUGAUGGUGAUGAUGAUGAUGAUGCUAUGAGUCAGAGAGCGGAGGGUUCAGGAUGCUCACAGACGCACCAGAGUAGAGAAACCCCGCACACAGAGAGACUGAGGACCCGCCUGAGGAGACACGCAUAAAGUCAGCUAUCGAGAGCAGCAGGCGGACUCCAACUCCCAGAAUGCCAGAGCAGAGUAACGACUACCGUGUGGUGGUGUUCGGAGCCGGUGGGGUGGGGAAGAGCUCGCUGGUCCUUCGGUUUGUCAAAGGCACCUUCAGAGACACCUACAUCCCCACUGUGGAGGACACAUACAGACAGGUGAUCAGCUGUGAUAAGAGCGUCUGCACGCUGCAGAUCACCGACACAACAGGAAGUCACCAGUUUCCCGCCAUGCAGCGACUUUCCAUCUCUAAAGGCCACGCCUUCAUCCUGGUCUUCUCCAUCACCAGCCGCCAAUCACUGGAGGAGCUGAAACCCAUUUACCAACAGGUCCUGGCCAUCAAAGGUACAGUUGAGUCCAUUCCCAUCAUGCUUGUGGGCAACAAAAGUGACGAGACGGCCCAGCGCGAGGUGGAUACGAAGGUGGCUGAGGCUCAGGCCACCGCCUGGAAGUGUGCCUUCAUGGAGACGUCGGCCAAGACGAACUCCAACGUGAAGGAGCUGUUCCAGGAGCUGCUGUCCCUGGAGAAGAAGAGGGACAUGAGCCUGAGCAUCGAUGGCAAGCGCUCAGGAAAACAGAAACGAGCCGACAAGUUGAAGGGGAAGUGCAGCAUCAUGUAGAGCGAGUGGUGGACUCGCUGUAGAGAUGUGGAAACAGCAGAGGAGGCAGGAGGGGAAGUCUGCUGAUGAACUCCCAUAGAGACUCCCCCUCCCAUCUGUCCCCUGCUCUGCAUCGUGGAGGAUAGGUCUUCUUCUUUAGUGGCUCUCCUCCUCCAUCUGUCUGAACACUGAAGCCCAGAGGAACAAAAUGGUGAGGCCGACUGAUAAAGGAAACUUUAUUUAUAACAGGGCCUCUGGGAUUCUCCUGGGCCUGAACUGGAUUGUGUUUGUGGCUGAAAAAUACUUUAACAAAACAUAUACAGACCCAUCUAAGUUCUACCACCAUUACACUAAUAUUAGAAUGAAGGAAUACUCCACUGAUCUUAUUCUGAAUCUUGACCCAACCCAUGAAUGAAACUCAUAUUUAUAGAAGCAAAAUAUAGAAACGUUUAAACUUUAUUUAUCCCUGUGGGAAAUUGUUGUGCAGCAGUUGAAGUACAAAGUUUUAUGAUUAAAAGAUGUUGACAGAAACAGUAAACCAGAGACCCGAGCUUUACGUAAACAAAAUGGCCCAAAGCCCAUCUGAAACUUGACUUAUUUGUGAGCAGGCAGCUUCAGGUUGGGCAGAUCUUUAAGUGCAAACAGGUUACAUUUCAGAAACAAUGGUUCCCAGAUUUCAGACAGAGGUUGACAAAAGCAACUGUCGUUACUCUGCUGUGCCAUAGUCACAGCUGCUUGAUUAGCAGCUAUGAUUGGACAAUCAUGGUCACUUUGCUAACAAGUGCACUUUAGCUUCACCCACCGUCCUCACAUGUAAGUAAAUAAGACAAGUGACAUUUCCAUACUGAUUCCCUUCUUGGUGGUUGUGAUCACAAUCAACAGGAUAUUUCUCGCUCUGAGUCGGUUCUGCUUCCUGCUCCUCAUUAGAGGAAUGCCUACAUAUAAGAUAAAGGUCCUAACCCUCCACAUAAACACGGUACAGGUGGUCUGAUGAGCUGGCGGACUACAGAGGAAACAUCAGACACUCUUAAAACAUCAGGAAACUCCAAAAGGCUUCAAUGAUAUCCACAAGCACAAGCCGGCCUUUCACUCUGUUUUCAUCUCUUUGAGACUCAGUGGACGCAACAUCCGUUAGCAUAAACAAGUAGUUGCUGAUGGAGCAGCAGUGGAAGCAUGCAGCCGUACAAACUGUAUAUAUCUUUUAAAGGAGCAGUGCAACAUUUUGGGAAUCGUCUCCAGAGUCAGAUGUUUGAGAUGGAUAUCAGUUUCAUCUGUGUGUCCAGGACAGAGACGUAAUUAGCCUAGCUUAGCAUAAAGCUGGAAGCAGGGGGAAACUGCUAGCGCAGCUCCAUCAAAAUGGUCAGAUUUACAUGUUGGGUACAACACACCACAAUCUCCAACAUUACUCUACGCAGGUUGAGGUGCACUGUGGGUAAUGUAGGCGCCAGAUUUGACAAGUAAAAUGAUUGUGUGGAAUAAAAAAAGACUGAUCCAUUUUUAUUUUUAACUCUCCGUCCAUGAGUCUGGCAAUGCUACAGGAGGGACAUGGUUUCAAAAUAGCAGCGUUUGGUAGGCCAGUGAAGAGGUCCAUGUUUUUGAGCACUUUACAGACUUGUUUGGCUUCAUGAUCCUGAUUAACUGCUAAACAAAAACUAUUGCUCUUAUCAGCUGUAUAAAAAUAUGCUUCAUCUGUUGCUAGAACACAAAGCUUUCUCUUUCAUGUAAAUCUGACAGACUUGGAGGGGUUGGAAGGUGUGUUCCUCCUCUUCCGAUGCAGCUCGGCUAGUUCAGAGUUUCUACCAGAAAAUUGGUUGUGUUGACUGGUUAGAACUGUCCCUCUUUGCUGAAGUAGUGCCACUGCUGGUUUCCCUUUAGAUAAGUAAGAUUAUUAUAUUUCUAAUUGUUAGAUUGUUUAUUUACCUACCAGGAAAGAGAACUGUACCUUGUGUGAGCAGCCGCUGUAUAUUUGAAAUGCCUUUCCUACCACAUUACUUGACAGUUUGAUAUAUUCUCCGAACAUAAGUGAGCUUAAAACUUUACGAAGCACAAACACAACAAACUAGAGCAAGCACACGUUCAUCCUGCAGAAAAUCAUUAUUUACAUGUCAGUGAGUCCAUGCUGAUCACAUUUUAUGCACUUUUGAAAAAUGCUCGAUGUGUUUCUUUUCACUGUAAAAAUCUUAAUGACAUGUUUUGUGUCUGAAACGUCACCACAUCCUCCCUGUUGCAUCACUCCUGCUUUAGCAAUAUUCAAGAAAGAGCACUGGGGCUGCAGGAGGGAAAUAAAUAACUUUAAGUCCCAGUUUAUAAAUUCUAACAUUACCCUGUUUAUGUCAUUUUCAUGAAUAACAGCAGCAGUAGUGCAAUGCAGUUAAUGUGCCAUGAAGAAGGAGGUCGGGUUGACAGAUCAGCUGUUAGUUUCUUAUUUCCUUCACAAACAUCAACGUUGGUUUUAAUCAUGAGCUCCAUCUUGCCAUAUCCACAAGCAAGGUUUGUUUUGUUCCAAAAUGUAAUUGUAAAUAUUUCUUUUGUUACAGUCAUAUAUGCUUUCAUGUCAUUUUGAUAACAGAUUUGUGCUUUAAAAUGACUAAUGUUUGUCCUUUAGUAUCAUUUCUUAGAAAGUUUAUAAUUAUAGGAACUAUAUAAGAACUUUGUUAGUCGAGUUUGAAAGCGAUUGUUGCUUCAUUUCUAAUAGUGACAAUGCUCUUUAUUCAAAACAAAGUUACAACAUGCUUUACAAUAAAACUAAUAAUAAAACGGAGAUAAAAUCCAAAAUAUAAAACAAGAUAAACCACUACAGCAGAUACCAUCAGUUGAGAAAAGUGAGUUUAAAUCAGGUAACCAGGUAAGGGAAGCGAGGCUUUAGUCACUUCUCUUAACAGUUAAUAGUGUUUUAAUUAUCUUGAAUCAAGUGCUUUGCAAGUCUGGAGGAGAGCUCAGACAAACAUGCAGAGUAGAAACUAUGGUCAAAAACAGUCCAACAGAUCAAACAAAUACACCAGGACUAGUCUUUCAUUUCAUUUGAUAAUUAGCAAUUUGUGACUUGUUGGUGGCAACAUGUUCACAGCUGCCCAGCUCAUGACAUGAACUCAUUAACAGUGGUGGAUGGAAACAAGCAUUCAUUCUUUGGUUAUUUUAUGUAAAGCAGAUAAACAUUUGCUGUGAAUUUGAAUGAAACUUGACAAUUGACACUCUGGCACAGAACUACAGCUACUGGGCUGGUACAUUACGCAGGGGUGCUGAAUAAGUCUCAGGUGUCAGGAUCACAUUUUUAAAUUAACUUCAGUAAAAGAAAUUGCAAACGUAAUCUCUCUACAUUGCAGUCUAAAAUGUGUUUGCUGACACAAGCGAUGUAACACUAAAUAUGUUGCAUUUAUUUUAUAUAUGUAAUUAUUUUUUUUUGCCUACAAACAAAUAACAUUGGAGGAUAUUUAAUCUACAGAAACAUCAGAAUCAUAAAUGUUACGUGUGGGUGAUCAAAGGGUCACUCCCCAGCAGAGUAACAUGGCUGAAGGUUGCUUGUAUUUUCUUCCCUCCUCAGAUUUUUCUGGCAGCACUGUGGUUGAGCCUGCAGUCCCAGUGACGCUCUGUGUUCUGUGGCUUCACAUUUGUUUUGAGGGUAAAUGGAAACUUUUCUCAUGUGAAGAAAGUAACUGAAUAAAAAUAGCGCUGUUGUACAGAAAA